Messenger RNA from Protopterus annectens (West African lungfish), 2962 nucleotides. It is a transcript of the gene LRRC49, whose product is annotated as leucine rich repeat containing 49. The transcript is spliced from 16 exons. The record is from RefSeq and is a predicted model, not a curated record. NCBI's taxonomy places the organism in Eukaryota, Metazoa, Chordata, Ceratodontiformes, Protopteridae. The coding region runs from base 1 to 2256 and encodes 751 amino acids. Gene Ontology annotation, molecular function: protein binding.
AUGGACCUGGUUAAUGUGGAUGCAAACCGCUACAGCAGGCAAAGUCACCCUAGGUGGUUGUGGGAUGGGCGUCUAACAAACUCGUUUCCACGCACUAAAAAUAAUUUUGUAGUGACAACUCACACAGUGGAAGAGUUGAACUUAGAUUCCCAGAAUGGAACCCGAUCAGCUUCAUUGGUUGCAUUUGGUGAUUUAUAUAAUCAUGCUUCUGCGAAAUCUAGAUCUCGUCAGACUUCACACAGUGCUGGUGUUACAACAAAUAACCAUGGAGAUGUACGCAUUUUACCAGGAGACCAUGCAGUUUUUACAGAAGCUUCAACUGGUCAAGGAACAACAGCUGUGCACCGUAGAAUGGAAGAAAAGGCCAUUGCUCCCGACAGUUUAAAUCUAGACAGACGAAAACUAAAAGUCUGUCCCAUCAUUGAAGGAGAAGAGUGCAUUCGUUUGUUGAACCUGCAACACAACCUCAUUACUCAAAUUCAGAAUAUGUCUAAUCUUCAACAGCUAAUAUUCUUGGACUUGUAUGAUAAUCAAAUUGAAGAAAUACGUGGACUUUCUAAUCUGUAUCAUCUCCGUGUUCUUAUGUUGGGAAACAACAGAAUAAAGAAAAUAUCUAAAUUGGAAAAUCUGAAGAAAUUGGAUGUUCUAGAUCUCCAUGGAAAUGAGAUAAGGAAAAUAGAAAAUAUAAACCACCUGAGUGAGCUACGUGUGUUAAACCUUUCCCGAAACAUGAUAAUUCAUGUAGAAAACUUGAAUGGUUUGGAUUCUCUGGCAGAACUUAAUGUCCGUUACAACCAAAUUGUCUCUGUGAGAGAUGCAGAUGCUUUGCCCUGUUUGCAGCGCUUGUUCCUCAGCUUCAACAAUAUUUCAAGCUUUGAAGAGAUUUUCUGCCUUGCUGAGUCUUCGUCUCUUUCAGAAAUCACCCUCGAUGGCAACCCAAUAGCUCAGGAGUCAUGGUACAAGCAGACUGUACUACGACACAUGCUGCAGCUCCGACAGCUGGACAUGAAGAGAAUCACGGAGGAAGAAAGACGCACUGCAUCAGCUCUGGCAAGAAAAGAAGAGGAGAAAAAGCGUGAAAGUCAUAGGCUGGCAGUACAAAAGGAGAAGAGGCGAUUAGCAAUUAGUAAUGCUGCUAGGCAGUGGGAAUUCCAACAAGACCGUGGUUCAUCAGUGAAUGAGGCUCGCCAAACUGUUUUAGAAGACAACCGGACUACGUGUAAUCCUUGUGAGUUCAGUGUCAGUGCUGCAGAGCAGUUUCCCAAGGAACUGAGUCGGAGUCCUGUUAAUGCCAUUGAGAAAGUAUAUAGUGGGAAGAAAGCUCCAGAUGACAACAACCUAGUCGUUAAAGGUGAUGUAACAAGGUCUCCAGAGAAGCUGCAAGGUAGCACUAUACAGGGCAUGUCAGUUUCAGAAGCUUACUUGGCUGAAUUGGAUGGAAACACUUUUCAUUUAUACGGGCCAGGAGCUCUGGAUUCACUUGAGCGGAGCUGGAAUCUGCAGACUGCAGGAAUUAUUACUACCGUUUCUUUUAAGUUCAUGGACUUUGAAGAUAUUGUCCCUAUUCUGAACAAAUUAAAAAUCAAAUUUCCAAGUAUUUCACAUCUACAGUUUGAAGAGACGAAUCUACAUACAUUGCAGCAGUUCAAUGCACUGGCACACGUUCGCCGUCUUGACCAACUGACAGUUCGUCCUCAAGGCAACCCAAUUGUAAAUUUCACACUUUGGAAAUAUUAUGUGCUAUUCAGAUUAAGCCAUUUUGGAAUACAAAAAAUAAAUGAAGCAGAGGUGACAGCCAAUGAUCUUGUAAUGGCAGAGAGAUUGUUUGGUAUUUUGGCAUAUGUUGCUUCCUCUGAGGUGCCAUAUUCACAACUUCUUUCAAUACUUGGGGAAUCCAGGAAGAAGCAGCUGCAAUAUCUUAUUGAAGGGAAAAUUAAAAAAGCUGGGACAGUCAGUGAAGAAAACAAUCACUGCAAGAGACUAGGAAGAGAAAGAAUUGGUCAAGCUGUAUUGGACUGCCCCUCUAGAGACUCUUUGGUAGAGAGACUUGAGGAACAAAAGCGAAUCAAGACUUUUUGCCAGGUCUGUGUUCAGGACUUGGUGAAAGAAGCUGCUGACAUCAGUAUGAAAAAUGACUUUCUACAGAAACUUUGGCCUCAGAUAUUCAUUGAGCUUGUCAAGGAUACGGUGAUAGAAAUGCGCAAUAAAAGUUCUUACAUGAAGCACUGCCUGCAGAAGGUCAUUGAUCAAAACUAACAGUCAUUUCCUGUCUGUGUAGCUUUCAGCAGGUCCCAAGGAAUUGCAAAAUACAUUAUUGAAGAUUGUCAGUAAAUGUCACUUGUUAGAUAAAGACCACUUAAUCUGCUCCUACAGAAAUUUCCAAAACAAAGGUUUUAUUGAGGAAACAAACAGCAAAAGUGCCACAGAACUGAAAAGGAGGCACAAAGAGCAGGAAGCCAAAGCCAUUGUUACUGUCUUCCAUUUACUGCUGCUAUUGCUGCUCUCUUGCACUACAGCCAAAAGGGACUUCAUGUGAUGUCCAUUGGCCAUUUGUUCAUUAUUUCACAGGUUUUAUGAAUGGUUAACAGCUGUCUCUUUGUUUGACAGCUCUGGGAUAGAAUUGAAUUAUGUUUAUCUGAGUAGAAGGAACAUUUCUUGUUUUUGUUUUAGACGUGCUGAUAGCUUGUGCUUUUAAAAUCAGUUGCUUCUGUGGAUUGUUUUUACAUGUAUUCAUUUUGAUUGCAUAUACUGUUUUAAUCUUUCUCAGCACCAGCAUAAAUGUGAGGCUGCAAAAUCUGAUAUGCUGACCGUUUUUGGACUGAAAUAUAUAUAUAAAUCCUUAUUUCAUGCUAUAUUGAAGUAUUCUUGUUGAUAUCGCUGAGCAGGCUGUUUUAAAUGUGAAUGGAUUGAAAUCUCGUAAGUCAAAUUAAUAUGAUCAGGUAAAGUAUUAUAAUUAUUGCAA